GCUCCCAGGCGGCUGCACCGGCUCGGAGGAGUGGGAGGAGAAACUCCGCCGCUGGGUGAGUUCCCGGCCACGCUGCUGCCUAGACGACCCAGCUGGAGAACCGCUGUCGCGGAUUUGCACCGGGCUGAAGACAAAACCUGGAGGAAGACCUGUGGGAGGCAAUGUUUGAGUAACUCCAAGGAGACCAGACGGGGAGAAUGUCAGCCCUCAACUGGAAGCCCUUUGUGUAUGGAGGGCUGGCCUCCAUCACAGCGGAAUGCGGNNNNUUUCCAAUUGAUUUAACUAAGACCCGGCUCCAGAUCCAAGGCCAGACAAACGAUGCCAACUUCCGAGAAAUCAGGUAUCGCGGGAUGUUGCACGCACUGAUGAGGAUAGGUCGAGAAGAAGGGCUGAAGGCGCUGUAUUCUGGUAUUGCCCCUGCGAUGCUGCGCCAGGCUUCCUAUGGCACCAUCAAGAUUGGCACUUACCAGAGCUUGAAGCGAUUAGCUGUGGAACGCCCAGAAGAUGAAACCCUGCUGAUCAAUGUUGUGUGUGGAAUUCUGUCUGGAGUCAUAUCCUCAGCUAUUGCUAAUCCAACUGACGUUUUGAAAAUCCGAAUGCAAGCCCAGAACAGCGCUGUUCAAGGAGGAAUGAUAGGCAACUUCAUUAACAUCUACCAGCAGGAAGGGACAAGAGGACUGUGGAAGGGUGUGUCCCUCACAGCCCAGAGGGCUGCCAUUGUUGUCGGUGUGGAGCUUCCAGUCUAUGACAUCACCAAGAAGCACCUGAUUCUCUCAGGCCUGAUGGGAGACACCGUCUCGACACAUUUUCUGUCAAGCUUCACCUGUGGUCUGGUAGGGGCUCUGGCCUCUAACCCUGUUGAUGUUGUGAGGACCCGCAUGAUGAAUCAGAGGGUCCUUCGUGAUGGCGGGUGCUCUGGCUACAAAGGUACUGUGGAUUGCCUAUUGCAGACAUGGAAGAAUGAAGGUUUUUUGGCUCUAUAUAAAGGUUUUUGGCCAAAUUGGUUGCGCCUUGGUCCUUGGAAUAUCAUUUUCUUUUUGACAUACGAGCAGCUGAAGAAACUAGACAUGUGACCAGUCCGUGCUAUGCAAGAUAUUCUUCUGAAAAGCCAGCAUCGGCGAUGGUAGAACCUCCUGUGCUUCUGGCUGCUUCUCCCCGCACAGCUCAUCACAGCUUCUAGGAUGAGAGAGCACUAGGAUGGUGAAGAUCGGGUUCCUCAGAUUGUCAUGCGUUGGCACCGGGCGCUUUUUCAUCUGUGUUCAGAGACUAAACCGUAACACGUUGUCGUGUGUAAUGGUUUUUACUGUGAAAGUGCCCUUUGACACCCGAGAUAAUGUACGGAAUACACGUUUCUUUCUGUAGAAAACUUGCAGGGAAAAUCAGGACCGUGUGCAGUUUUCCUCUGGGAGAGCUGCCUUGCUGCUUCUGGACUUCAGCUGUGGGAACACUCCGGAGUGAUGGAGGCCCAGGAGAGUGGGGUCCUGUUCUUGUUCUGAGAAGGCUCCGGAGUGAUUGAGUGUUGUCAUUGUCCCCCGUCCCCCGUCCCCCCUCACACCUUGGCUAGUAUUAUUCCUCGACCGUUGAGAGCUUUAGUUUAGUGAGCUGAAGAGAUUUUACAUUUGGACUUUUAAGGUCUCGACCUGUGCGGUGCACUGAGCUUGUCUGUGCAGGAAGUAGACUUUUAGAACAUUCACUGCUUUAUAGUUUGUGAUUGGGCGGAAUCCUUCCCUCGCAGUAAGUGAAGUUAAGCCUCCGAAGGCUCAACCUUUGUCAGGUAACGUUAGCCAUUUGCCCUAUGAUUUUUAGCAAAGUUUAUUUUUUCCAUGUUGAUCACAUGGAGCUAAUCAUGCUUAGUGAAGUCGGUGUCAGAUGAAGGGAAAAGUACCGAGGCUGCCACGUGAAAUGGGAGUGUGUUUAUGUAAACAGUUGAGGUACCAUGGGGUUCUCCUGACGGAAGGCCUUGUUGAGUAGCAUUGCAGGUGAGGAUUUUAGUUGCUAGUGACCGGAAGAGGGAUGCCUCCAGACUUCUAGCCUUUCCUUUAGCUCAGGGCGGGUUUGUUUCAAAACCUUCCUCUGAGCCGGGCGGUGGUGGCGCACGCCUUUAAUCCCAGCACUCGGGAGGCGGAGGCAGGCGGAUCUCUGUGAGUUUGAGGCCAGCCUGGUCUACAAGAGCUAGUUCCAGGACAGGAACCAAAAGCUACAGAGAAACCCUGUCUCGAAAAAUCCAAAAAAAAAA
Molecule: messenger RNA, 2236 nt
Organism: Microtus ochrogaster (prairie vole)
Lineage: Eukaryota; Metazoa; Chordata; Mammalia; Rodentia; Cricetidae
Gene: Slc25a30
Product: solute carrier family 25 member 30
Exons: 10
Coding region: 198-1073 (291 amino acids)
Biological process (GO): transmembrane transport
Source: RefSeq, a predicted model, not a curated record